CACGAGUCAAGUGUUCCAUUUGACUUCGAGCAGGAUUUGAGGGGAAAGACAUGCCCAGCUUAACAGGAACAUAUAUGUUCGUGUGACCCACGUGGCGGGCGCAUGUAGAUUCUGCCCAAAGGUAUCUGCCUGACCGACGCCCUUCUUCUUUCAAGAAGUCAGAUUGUCAUGUCAGCCGCGGCACAACGGGGGACGCUGGCACCACUUCCGGAAUAUCACCGCCGUGGACUGAUUGUACUCACCAUUUUCUCAUUCCUCUCCGCCAUUGCCACAACUGCUCUUACACGACCACAAGAUGCCGAUAGUAACGAUCUACCGGAUCUCUCUUUGGGGUUGGAUGCCCCUUGCGCAGGAACCACCGGAUUCGCCCGACUGGAGGAACUUGAUAGACUAGCCGCGUCACAAGAGCAAGCGGGAGAGGUUGCAAGUGCCACUGGGGAUCGGGACGAGCAGGAGGUUGAAGAAGCCCGCAAUCCUUUCCCCAUUCUCAUCUAUAAUCUCUUACUGGCAGAUAUGAUGGAAGCUGUUGCCUACGCGCUCAGUAUAUCCUGGGUCUCAGCUGACGGCAUCUUUGCACCUUCGUCAGUCUGCUGGGCGCAGGGUUGGCUGGGCUCGACCAGUAACUUAGCAGCGAGCCUAUUCCUAGCGGUUAUUUCGAUCAACACGUUUUUGACAGUAGGCUUGGGCUACAAGCCACCGCCGUGGACAAUCUAUACCUCGAUAGGGGUUCUCUGGAUAUUCGACUUUGGAAUCAAUGGCGCAGGAGUAAUAUUUUCGGAGAUCCACCCAGCAGUUCCUCAAGAGUCUUUCUUCAUGCGGGCCAAUGUCUGCGAAGCCUCCGAAUCAGGAUUCGAGACCGGUCAUGGAUCGGAAGUUCGACGACCUUCAGGCUAUCACCCAGCCUUUCUUGCGUACCCGUUCGUAUAUGUCGCUUGCAGCGUGCCUCUAAUAAUCGGCCGUAUUACUUCUCUGCUGGGUGUCGAUCUUGGUAUAUCAUAUUUCGCCUUUGCGGGAUCCAUCUUGGCUGCGAAUGGACUCUUUAACUCAAUAUUAUGGACCACAACAAUUAUGUUCAGCGAGCCACAAGACGCACACAACACGGGCUUGGAACAGUUCGCCUUCGUCAGAACCCCGAUACGAGAUUAUGGACACACUGUCGUCAUCAGCGGUCCUGCAAGUCGAAGAGUGCCUGAGCCAAGUAUUGUCCCUGGCGGCGGUCGCAAGGAAUGGUGGUGGUGGAAACAUGGCGGGCAGAGAGGCUGGGGGAGAUCCUAUGCCAACAUGCAUGGAACGCCCAGAGUAAGCGCAGUCGAGGUGCACGAUCAUACAUUACCAGUCAUUGUGGAAGGUCCCUAUAUUCAGAUGGACAUUGUCACAGCUGUUACCGUUGAGCAAGCGGAGAUUCAGCCGAUACCCCCGGGCAGGCCUCUAGACACCUACCCAGCAAAAUAG
Molecule: messenger RNA, 1452 nt
Organism: Colletotrichum godetiae
Lineage: Eukaryota; Fungi; Ascomycota; Sordariomycetes; Glomerellales; Glomerellaceae
Exons: 3
Coding region: 169-1452 (427 amino acids)
Biological process (GO): adenylate cyclase-activating G protein-coupled receptor signaling pathway
Cellular component (GO): plasma membrane
Molecular function (GO): G protein-coupled receptor activity
Source: RefSeq, a predicted model, not a curated record